CGCGAAGCCUGGUUGCACAGAGUCCAAGCUUUGAAGCUGGAUAAAUGUUGGAAGAAAUGUGCCUCAGAGUUGGACUUCCCAAACUUGAACCUUUGCUGCUGCCCGGGCGUGCAGGGCCCGGCCGCCGCCAUGUCGGGCCCGUUCGAGCUCUCGGUGCAGGAUCUCAACGACCUGCUGUCGGAUGGCAGCGGCUGCUACAGCCUACCGAGCCAGCCUUGCAACGAGGUCACCCCCAGGAUCUACGUGGGCAACGCGUCUGUGGCUCAAGACAUCCCCAAGCUGCAGAAACUAGGUAUCACGCACGUGCUGAAUGCCGCGGAGGGCAGGUCCUUCAUGCAUGUCAACACCAAUGCCAACUUCUACAAGGACUCCGGCAUCACCUACCUGGGCAUCAAGGCCAACGACACGCAGGAGUUCAAUCUCAGCGCCUACUUUGAAAGGGCUGCAGACUUCAUCGACCAGGCCUUGGCUCAAAAGAAUGGCCGGGUCCUCGUCCACUGCCGGGAAGGUUACAGCCGCUCCCCAACCCUAGUUAUCGCCUACCUCAUGAUGCGUCAGAAGAUGGACGUCAAGUCUGCCCUGAGCAUCGUGAGGCAGAAUCGUGAGAUUGGCCCCAACGAUGGUUUCCUGGCCCAGCUGUGCCAGCUCAAUGACAAACUAGUCAAGGAGGGGAAGUUGAAACUCUAGGGCACCCCCUCGGCCUCUUCUCUAGAGGCAGGCCGGGGAGGCCCUGGUCGAGGUGUCCGCAGCCGCCAUGUUUAGGAAACACAGUGUACCCUGCUCCCAGCAUCACCAGGCACUUGCCCACAAGUCUGUCCCAACACAGCCCUGGGCCACUUUCCCCCUGGGGAGCACAUAAACAAGCUUGCUAAAGAAGGCAUUGUCGCUCCCUGGUGUGUCCUGUGCCUGUAGUUUAUGAUGUCCUCUCCCUGAGGUGGGGGCGCAGAGGGGGAAGGUCUGUGACAUGCAUGCUUCUCCUGGAUGACCCAAGGCAGGAGGUCUGUGGCAGUGAAAGGCUCGAGAUGCCCCCAGGGGCCCUUCCUGACCUCUGUUGCCCCCUGCCUCCCUCCCCGGCUCCCUACCAUGCACCCUGGGUCCUCUCCUGAGUGGGGACCUCAGCACCUCGAGCCCUGUAAGGGAACUAUGCAAACACAGGCCCCCCUCUCCCCACCCUGCCUGCCUCCUCCCCGCUCAUCCCAGCUGUUCAUAGGCAGAGGCUCGCAUUUUGAGGGCUGAAGCUGGCCCCCCGGCCAGCAGUUGUUAGUGGGUGGAAAUUCCCAUGAAGAGACUGCAUUUUAAGUAUUUCAGUAGGAUUAAAGAUACCCAAACAAAGAGGCCGUCAGGUGGGCAGACAUUCCUCCGGAGGACUCCAGUCAGUCCACAGUAUCUAGAAUGCGAGAAUCUUUGGAAGGCUUGCAUUCAGAAUCCGCUGCUUUGGAAUAUUUCUCUCGGACCGCUGCUCUCAGUCACUUGGAUUGUUAGAAGAGUGAUGCCUUGGGCAUGGUUUUAUUUUAUAUUAUUAUUAUUAGUUUUUGAGAAAACAGGGUGUUGAAGUUCCAGCCUAUUUAAAACCCCCACCAUUUGAAGAAUUACAAAGGUUUUGUCCUGAAUUAUAGUGUGGGCGAGCUCGAGCCGCUCAUGCCAACUGCUUUUUGUCUCUGUUGCUAUUCCAAGGACAGAAGGAGGAAGUUGGCCAAUUAGAGGGUGCGUGUGUGGGUGUGGAGGGGGAGUGUGUGUCUCAGAAACACAGCCAGAGGAUGGAGGAGCAGGCUUUCACCCCGCCCACUUCUAGGUGGGUCUUAGGGCUCUGUGGUGCCAAGAACAAUCCCGGAGCCCUUGGAGCAAAAGUGACUCAGCCGGGCCAAAAUGAAACACAGCGGAGCCUCCAACUGGAGACUUUACUGGUGGUAGAGCAAACAAACAAACCAGAGCCACCUUUUUUUAAGGACUAAUUUAAGGAUGACGUUAGUCAUCCAUAAGGAUGAUGGUCCCUCAUGUGCACACAUGUGUCAGAAUAUAGGAGUUUUGUUUUGAAAACAGUCGUGUUAGGAUUUUGAGUGAUUGUUGCCAUGGAAAGGGAUGCAUUCCUGUCGUCUUCAGGUUCCCCAACAGCAGAGAGGUGGUCCUCAGCCAUAC
Lontra canadensis (Northern American river otter) is the source of this 2136-nucleotide messenger RNA. RefSeq names its product dual specificity phosphatase 3 (gene DUSP3). The record is from RefSeq and is a predicted model, not a curated record. The transcript has 4 exons. Gene Ontology annotation, cellular component: cytoplasm. Gene Ontology annotation, molecular function: MAP kinase phosphatase activity; protein tyrosine/serine/threonine phosphatase activity. Bases 130 to 687 code for a protein of 185 amino acids. Lineage: Eukaryota; Metazoa; Chordata; Mammalia; Carnivora; Mustelidae. Gene Ontology annotation, biological process: negative regulation of MAPK cascade; protein dephosphorylation.